Messenger RNA from Porites lobata, 19438 nucleotides. The record is from the annotation of a GenBank genome assembly. NCBI's taxonomy places the organism in Eukaryota, Metazoa, Cnidaria, Anthozoa, Scleractinia, Poritidae.
ACAAAAUGGCGGACUGUUAGCGGUCGGUAAAAGAACAAGGGAAAAUGCUACGUUUUCCUUUUUAGAUCUUAUCAAGACAAGGUUUAUUGCAUCUUAAUAGCUAUCAUAUGAAGCAUCGAUGAAAUCUGACGGCGUAUUUCUUUGUUCCUCAGUUGAUUGUUGGGAAUUUAGAUUGAUUUUGGCUCGUUCAUGAAAAUUCAAGUCGAACCGCCGUUCAAGGCCCCGCAUGUGUUAUUGUAUUAAUAGUACGUUUAGAUAAUCGUGAUUUCGCUGUCUUAAGAGGUAUUCAACGGUCUCAACUUGAUUCCCAGCUGUACAUUGUGUAGUUAUGGCGAGCGCUCUUGUAGAAAGUGACUAUGAAGAUGAUGAAAUAUCUGCCACUACUGAAGCUAAAUCGUCUAGCGGUAGUUUGGAAGAAAGUGACGACGAUAGUUUAGCUGGUUUCGAAGAUGAUUUAGAUGUAGAAGAGGAAGACGCAGAGUUUGACGCCUCUAAAGAAGCUGGAAAAAGUAAUGGGAAAGUUUCAGCGAAGAGGAAAAGAAAACAACCCGAUCCUACGAAACGAAAACAAAUUCGAAGGAUUCUUCGAGACGAUGAGCUGACAGAAGUAACAAUUUCUGCGCAAAAGGAGGAGAGAGAACGUUUAAGGCGUCUCGAACUUCAGCGAAGCUUAGCAGCUGCUGCUGCAAGCUCAAGUGUACCACAGAGUGUUUCGAAAGUUGUUGAGAAUUCCAUUCCUUUAAGUGGUAGCUCAAAGCCCUCAUCACCAUUGUCUGUUGAUACCAGAGAGAAAAAACAGGACCAGCAAGUUAUUGUUAUUGAUAGUGAUGAUGAAGGGGACACAUCAUCUUCAUUUACUAGUAGUGUAAAUUGUUGUCAUCCACAGGCAGUGAACGGUGAUUUCAUUGAAAUCAUCAGUUCUGAUUCUGAGGUAGAAAUCGAUGAAAGUGAUGAUGACAGUGAUGAUUCUGGCUCUCAUUCUAGACAUGAUCUUGAUUAUGAAAAUAGUGGAUUGCAUGUUGAUGACAGUUUAAAUCAAGCUGAUCCACAAGGACGUGUUCUUGUUAAUGUCAAUCACCCAGCUGAUGAAGAAGAUAUUUUUCUGGCGCCACAAGUGGCAAAAGUCAUCAAGCCUCAUCAGGUAUGAUCCAACUUAGUCUGAACUCAAUGUGUAAAUAACAAUACCACUUCUGAUAAUGUCCAUUAAAUUUGCUUAGGUUUAAAAAAAGAAAUAUUUACAUGGCUAAAAAUGCAGAAUAAAUUAUUUUAUUGUUCAUCAGGCAGUGCUGUCAACUCUUCCGGAUUAUCCGGGAGACUCAAAUUUUGGACAGCAUCUCCUGGUCUCCAGAUUAGAGUGUGAAAUCUCCCAGAUAAUUGCCAAAGUUUACCAUUUCUUCAUUGGACUUGACUUUCCGACAAUAAAAUUUCAACUAUUUUGUGUCAUUUGAGCUAUUUUAAUAUUAAAUGGAAUGUUUCUUCGUAAAAUCCGGUAUGCCAUUAUAAUAUAAUAAUGUGAUUGGUGGGAAAUAAACCAGUCAGGUCAAAUGUUACAACGCCAACGUCAUCAUUUUCACAUGCUUUGUGUCAUCACGAAUGUGUGACAAUUAAUCUUGUACUCAGAUCUCUUGUUUUGCCCAACUGACGUCAUGCACUGUGAGUUUUGACAUCAUCUAUCAUUUCUUCCCUAUCAAUUCUCAACAUUUGAAGACGGGGGGUUGUAGGGGGUAGGGGGGUGGGAUGGGGUGGUGAUCGACAGCCCUGAUAUGGGUAAGAAAACACUGUCUGCUUAUUGCAUAUUUAUAUCCUUAGGUAAUUCCCGAUGGGAAAAGUUUUGCAACAUAACAUAAUUUUUUACCAGCAAUUUUACUCCUUUGUCGCUAAUAUUUGUUGUUGUUGUUGUCAUUGACUGUUUUGUUUUACAGGUUGGAGGAAUACGCUUUCUUUAUGACAACCUCGUUGAAACAUUAAGCCGCCAUAAACAAACUUCAGGAUUUGGCUGUAUCUUGGCACAUGCAAUGGGUCUCGGAAAAACUCUUCAGGUGUCAAGUUUUAUUGACAUUUACCUGAGGCACACAAGUGCAAAAAAAGUUCUGUGUAUUGUGCCGAUUAACACAAUACAAAACUGGCUGGCUGAGUUCAACAUGUGGCUACCAUCAAAGCCAGGACUUAUUGCAGAUAGCAAUGGGACUCUAGUUGAGGCAUCCGAUUCAGACAAAGUCCGUUAUAGGAAUUUUGAAGUGUAUCUCUUGGGUGACAGUCAAAAGACUACAAUGGCUCGAGCUAAAGUUAUAGGUAAGGAUAAUUAAACGGCUGACUGGAAUAAUGCUUAACCCUUUAAGCCCCAGUAUCCACAUACAAAUUCUCCAAACUGAUCUCCAUACAUUUCCUUUAAGAAUUAGUUGAGGGAAUUUAUUAAAACAUCAAGGCGUUUUCUCAUUCAUGAUCUUUUUUUAUAUUCUCACAACCUGAUCUCUUGACAAUGUAUGGACAUUGUUAGGAGAAAAUUGCUGUUGGUCACUAUUGGGAAUUUAAAGGGUUAAACAAGGCUGUGCUCUAAGGAAAAUAAUAUUGUAGGGAGCCCUGUGCUCUGAACCUGUGAAAUUUAGGGUGCCCAGCAAAUGAUUGUAUGGAAAAAUGUGUAUGCCAUUUCAUCGUUUCUCAGAUGAUGUUUUACUGCCAGCAUCUGCUUGCAGCAUUAUGCUUACAAUAGGCCCUUUGCAGCUAGCCAUUCACAUGGUACAAAAGUGCCGUGCUGGAGAGCAAAAGUCGCACUGGGAAAAGACAAACAAAGAAAAUUACCAUUUCAAAUAUAUGUAUGUCUUUUGUUUGUCUUGUGCAAGUACGACUUUUGCUCUCCGGCGUGGCAGUUUUGUACCAUGUGAAUGACUAGCUGCAAAGGGCCUAUUUGUAAUCUCUAGUUUACCAUUUAUUUAGUUUAUUUCAAUCUAUCUUCAGGUGAGUGGAACCAGCACGGGGGUGUUCUUUUGAUGGGUUAUGAGCUGUUCCGCCUUCUCUCCACUGUGGUACCUUCUCUUUCAAGCAGUAAGAGUAUGGCCACAAAAAAGAAGAAAGCACCGACUCCAACGGAAAAGAUGAAUGGUGAACCUGAAGUGAUUGACUUGGAUGAGGAAGAAAAACACAUGGAGCUACUGAUUGGUUAGUUUCUUCUUUCCUGCAUUUACUGAAAAGAGUGCCACCCUGAAAUUAGUACUGCACUUAAGGAGAAAAAUGUUUUUUUAGCACUUCCCUGAGUAAGUGCUACAUCUUUCCGAGAUACAAUAUGUGGCACUUACUUAAUUUUGACAUGGGUCAUGCAGAAAUGUUUAUACAUCUAAUGUUAUUUUUGGUGGAUAAUGGCAUUUAAAGCUCUUUUUUAAGAUGUUAUUCAUGUGCUGUAAUCAUCAUUUUUGGAGUAAAAACAAUAUUUUUGCAACUUGAUGGGGAUUUGAUCCUCAUAUUGUUUUUGUGACCAAGAAACUUUGCUGCACAUUAUCUGUUUCUGAACUUCUCCAUAUAUAAUGGUCACUUUGGAAACAGAAGACAGUGGCUGCUGUAGAGAGGUGGCUGUUGUAGACAGGUUUAAACAGGAGUUAAUGUAUGGACUGUCUGCCAAAAAAGGUGGCUGUUCGUGGAGGUGCGACUGCACUCAGUUUUCAAGUGUCCUCUAUUGCAAAACAGAGAACCCUUUAGAACCAAAACCUUCUUUAAAUAUAGGUGUUUAGCUGCUGUAACACCUCAUGAAAAUAGAAAUUCAGAAGAAUCGAGAAUUCCUUCAUUUGAAUUUUGGUGACGUCAUUUGAAAACUAAGAAUUGGGGUAUCAGGGUAUAAAGGAAGUCGGUUUGCCAUUUGGGCAAUACAUAGUAUAUAGUAUGUACUAGCCCAAAAAAGUUUUGAUGAGCAUUGAUUACUGUUCUUCUGUAAUUUGAUUUCCCCCAAAAACUUGGUGGGCAAGUGAAGAACAGAAUCCACUAGCCCGAUAGUGAAAUCCUUAGGCUAUAGGACAUCACUUUGCACACUGGGUAUUUUGAUCCUCUCCUUAUAGUCUUGCAUCUUACUAAAAGUUUCUUGAUCAAGAAUAAUGAAGCAUCAUUAAGACAACCUUUUUGCGAACAGAAGGCAAUGACUAAUCAUGUGUACUCAUCCUAAUAUUUUUUCAGGAGUACAGAAAGCUCUUUGUAGGCCCGGUGCCGAUCUGGUGAUUUGUGAUGAGGGACACAGAAUCAAAAAUGAUCAGGCAAAUAUUUCACAAGCCUUGAAAAAAAUCCACACCAGGUAUGUUAACUCAGUGAUUUUGUUACAAAUAGUUAUGGUGAGUCCUGGAACUCAUCAUGCAAAAAAUCUUGAGUGCUAGUCCAGAACCAUUGGGUCCCAGUUCAAAAAACAGUGAGUCCUAACUGAAUUUUUUUGGGCUUUUAUGUAACCAUGCAGACAAUUAUUUAUCUAAAGACAGACUCCAAAACUCUGUAUUACAGUUUACUGGAAUAAAAAGCUCCUUCCGUCAUAAAGCACAACAAAGACAAAAAGAAAUAUACCUCAUUAAACAACAGCCACAAGAACAACCACAGAAAUCAUAUGAACAGGAUAUUCUACAUCAACUUUUGCGUCCUCUACAUUGACCUUUACGUCCCAUGGGACACAUACCAUGAAUUAUUUUGUUUCUUUUGCACUUUUUAUGUGUCAGGGACGCAGGAUGCAGAGGUAACAAAAUCACUGUUAAGUACAGUCUGUUGUUCCUCCAUGUGUAAUACAUUUUUGGUAACCUAUGCAUUACCAUUUUUCAAAAAAAGUGACACCUACUCCAGGGCUUGGCCGGGCCAUUUCUUGCUCAUCUUAGUUAACCCUUUCACCGCCAGAAAGAAUCAGAAGUCUAACUUUAGAGUCUGUGGACGAAAUCUUAUGGUGUGACCAUUCAAAUGAAACCUUUUAGGCAGUACUUUUACACGGUGCUAUAGGUUUUUCAGCAUUUUAUAAAGUGAAUUUGAAAAUUUUGACAAAAUUUGACUUAAGUCACUCCUGGGAGUGAAAGGGUUUAUAUUUUUGUGAGAGCAUUACUUGCCUGGACUCUUGACUAUUGGGUUAGUGAUCUUUAAAAGUAACUCACCCAGGAAGAAAAUCUACUUGUCCCAGGCUACUGGAUGGUACUCAUUUCCGGCCCUGCAACCCCGAAAAUGAAAGUUAAUUUAGCGUAAGGACUUCUAAUGAGUGAUCACAUCUCUAAACAAACAAAAUACAUACAGUGAUCACAAUUAAUUGAAUGAAAAAGUGCUGGAGACAAGGUUUUUCCUACUCUUUAGGACUUAAAAAAUUGCAUGUUUGAGUUUUUUAUUCAAGAUACUUAUUACUGGUAUAUUAUUGUUGCAUAGUGAUACAGUCUUUUACCCUUGGAAAUUGUGCUGAAAAAGCUGUUUGAAGCUGUUUGAAGUUGAGCCUUUUUCUGCUGAUUAUCUUGAGAAAAAAGACAAUAGUACCUAAACCCUCAUUAGAGUUAUUAUUAAUGACAGCACAUGAAGUACAAGGGAACUUCGGUUCCACUUGAGUGGUUGAGGUUUGAAUGAGUUGAAUGCAAAGUUAAGCUUUUACUCAGAUGUACGUGGUUAAGAAAUAUUUUUGACCAAAACUUUUUCUUCAAAAUUUCAAGAUACAUUGUAGGUGGGGAGUUGCUAUAACUGUCUGUGUUAAUGUGAAGAACAACAAGGAAAAUGUGAAUGUUAAUAGUGGGACUAAGCUUAUUAUGUUUUUAGGCGUCGUGUCGUCUUAACUGGUUACCCACUACAGAACAACCUCCAGGAAUACUGGUGCAUGGUGGAUUUUGUGCGACCCAAUUUUCUUGGCAACAAACAGGAGUUCUGCAACAUGUUUGAAAGGCCAAUACUAAAUGGACAAUGCACUGAUAGUACUCCAUCAGUAAGUUAUAUAGGAUCAUUACAUGUUUCUGGGAAACUACCCACCUACCCCUCCCCUUAGCCAACAUUUUGCCCUAAGUGAAAAGUAAGUGUUGAUGUUGGUGUAGGGGAGGGGUAGGUGGGCAGCUUCCCAGAAACGUAGGUUCCCUGGUCCUUUUCAAAGUCAGACGCUUAGUGCCCUCUCCAAAGAUGAGAACUGGCCAGUCCGACCGAUCAUUUAAGAAAUGAAAUAUUAGUCUUUUCUUGAAAUUUUUCCUCAAACCUGUAGACCAUUUACAAGUAGACUAAUCUGGCUGGACAGUCCUGAUUAAUAGAGGAAUUCUCCUUAUGAUGGCACUGGUCUGUACAGCCAGUUCUAACAAAACAAUGAGUGCCCUUACAUGUAGUUUCAACAUUCAACUGAACACAUGUCAUGAGCAGAACUGUUUUUUAAAGAAGUAGGUAGCUUAGGUUUCUUAUCUUUGCUAGAGAUCAUACCAUUACUGUAUAGUUUGAAAGAUCUCUUCACUGUGCGCAAGAUCAAUGACAAAGUUGUCCUUGACUGUUAAAACUGAUGACUUUACAAGUGGUAGAACAAACGUGGAUCUUCACAGGCGGUCAUGGGUGGUCAGGGGCAAAUGCAUUAACUGUUUAACUCCCAAUAGCGACCAACAUCAAAGUUCUCCUAACAAUAAUCCAAGCAAUGUCAAAGGAAAAGAUUAUAGCUCCAAAGAGAAAGUGCUUUGAUCUUUUAUCAAAUUCUCUUAACUAGUUUUUUAAAGAAAUCAAUGAAUAUCAAUCAGUUUGGAGAAUUGGUGUGUGGAUAUUGGGGCCUCAAAGGUUGACCUUGCAACUCUUUGCAUUUGUUUUCUUCAUUAAUUUGCCUUUUUAUAGGAUGUAAAGGUAAUGCGAUACAGAGCCCAUGUUCUCCACAGCUUGCUUGAAGGAUUUGUCCAAAGGUUAGUCUUGUAAUAGAGCUAAAUCUUGACCUGCAAGCAGGCUCACUUGGGCAUUUUUUGGGGAAAAUGUUGGCAGCAGAGUCAUCAGUGCGAGCAAAGCCAGGGAGAAGAACCCUAUUUUUCGUGUGCUACGUCAUAAUUUUCCCCGAAACUACCCAAGUAAACCUGCUUAAAGACUAGUUAGAUGUUAGCAUUUCAGUCAAGUUAAGCAUGCCAGCCACAUUUUUCAGCAUGCUCGUUAAACACUGCUCUGUGAAGUUGGCUUAAGUAAAGGCUGAAUCCUACGUGUUCACUGAAAUCACUAAGACCUCUGAAAGAAGUUCAGUAUUACACCAUUACAUGAAAACAACUCUCCAGUUUAAUUUUAAUCGAUUGAUGGCUUCUGUAAUUCCCAGAUAGUCAAGUGAUAAACCAUUAUACAUAAACUUAUGCAUUUUUUCUUGUGUAGGAGGAGUCAAGCUGUUCUGACAAAAUGUCUCCCAAAGAAAGAAGAACAUAUCAUUCUGGUGAAUAUGUCGCCAAUCCAAAAAGAGCUGUAUAAUGGCUUUGUUGAAGGUCUGUUAGGUUCAGUGGGACAUGUCAAUCCAAUCAAGGGUUUCCACACUUGCACAAAGGUAUCUAAAUUUUUAGCACAGUCAAACCUUCAAUUUAUUUAUUUUUUAUUUCAUUUUUAUUUUACCAGCUUUUUUGGACACAGGUCUGCCCAGAGGGAAUAGGCACGAACGGGACACAUAGGUCCCAAGCUUAAAGGUGCCAUCCCUGCCCAACCCCACAACCCGUGAAGGUUGGCCACACCACCGGGGUCUACGUCCCCCUCUCUUUUCGAUCAGUGAAAGUGCUGUGAGACGGGACCUUGACAGAAGCAAAUUUCCCACGCGGCACGACCAAUCAGAAGUACUACCCAGAUCUGGGUAGUGACACGUCAUCAGUAUGGAAUUUCUGCACUCAUUUCUCAGACGCCGUUUCGCGCGGAAGCCAGUGGUGACCUCGCGAAACGUCGGCUAUUUUCUCAAGCUACAGAAAUUCAGAGCUGAAAUUUAUUAAACGAGAGUUUUUAUUCCUAUCCAGUUCAUACCUUAUGCCGAAUGCUUAAACAAGGCACCUUUUUUUCAUUAAUUGAUGCCGUUUAGUUUAGAAAACUUGUUAACUGUAUUAUAAAAAGUUGCCGGACUAAAUUAUUUUUUGGUUCGCAUUGCCUUGUAGAUUUGGAAUCACCCAGACAUUUUUUACUCAUCAUUGGAUAUGAAAAAUAACUACAGCAGGAAUGAGUCGCCUUUGGUACGUAAAUAUAUUAUGUACAGUUAAAUGAGUGAAAUUUUGAAGCUUCAUUUCAAACCAGUAGAUGAAAACGUAUUUUUAUUAGUGCUGCUAUAGUUUGUUUCGGAGCGCUUUUUCUGUCCCGGUUAUAAGCCCAGUCGGAUAUAAGCCCUUCCGUUUAUAAGUGCUCCUAAAACCGCUUACGACGAUGUUUAAGCCGUGGGCUUAUGAGCGGCUGUUUACGGUACUUUAGAUAUCAGGAAAUAGGGACCUUAAAAUUUGAGGACAGCGCAGCGGCGAAAACGUCGCAUAAAAAGUGAAUUUGCGUUCUUUGAAACUUCAGCGCGAUUAUCCCAACGUGCUCACUUUGACUAAAGUACGCGAACUCUCCUGGAGUUGAAGUCUUAAGAAAAAUAUCCAAGUUUAAAAAGAGAAAGUGAAAUUCGUCUGUUUUAUGUUUACGUUGGCGAUAAAACGCGACCUUAAGAUCCGAGGACGACGACAGCGGCGAAAACGUUGCAUAAAAAGUGAAUUCGCGUUUCGCAAUCUUCACCGCGAAUAUAAGAACUCACUUACUUUGUCAAAUGUAGGCGAACUCUCCUAGUGUUGAAUUCCCAAGAACCAUAUCCAAUUUCAGAAAGCGAAAUAAAAUUUUGUUGUAACUUCUUUAUGUCCUCUAUAAAACGAGUAAUUAGGCAUUUGCACGUCGUAGUCGUGCAGUGACGACAAAGAAAUCAACAAAAAUGCGUGCUGCACGUGCAAAGUUGUUUUGCUCAUUAAACCUAUUGCUUUUUUGACGUUCUCGCUGAUGUUGUCUUGGCUGAUCUUUAAGUCUCUAAAAAUCUUUUUUUUUUUGCUUUCAGACCAUUCUCGAUGAUACUAGUGGGAAUGACAGUGUUCAAAAUUCCCGCUCGGAUGACAGAGGCGCGUCUCCAUUAAACCUGCCGCAAACCGUAAGCUCUGCAGCUAACCAGGAGAUAAACACGAAUGCAAUGACAACGAGUGCGAUGUCACAGAACCUGGCUUCAACAUCUGCCCAGUCAGUAUUAAGGACGACUGUACAGUUAAGGCAGAUGGUGUCAAGUCAACUGUCUGGAAACACUGUAGCAGUAUCACAAAUGAGUACCACACAGUAUUCUACAUGUGUACCCGUCAUUCAGUCACUUGGCGACCGUGUCUCUCCUGUUGUGGAAGAUAUGACAUGGGUGAGUUUUUUUUAUGUUUUUUUUUUUCAUAGUGGAAAAACAUGAUCUUAAGCAACAAAAACGCCCAAUUUGUUUUGCAAGAUUGUUGCUAAACCAGUUGAAUAGCUAUGUUUUGCGUUUUACCAGCCGCGUUUAAACCUGUCUUGCAACAAAUCAGGUUGUUGUGUUGCAGAAAGUAGAGAGUUCUUCUAUUUUAAGCAAUAAAUUUGUACAUCACCGCUAGACUUAUCAUAACUUAGAAAUUGCAUGCAAUAAAUUUUCUCCCGAAAAGUAGACUCUACGUGGAAAAUACCCCUUGUGGUUCGGCUGUCGUGAGUGAGCUCUAAAUCUUCACAUUUCAGGUUAUCGUUCGCUUUCUUUUAGGCUGCCCUAUAAUGCUAUUUCAAUAUUUUUCCUUUUUAGGCCAAGAAUUUGUUUAAAGAUUACCAGCCUGGAAUGGUGGAGAAUGGAGGCAAGCUUGUGGUGUUAAUGGACAUUAUAGAAGAGAGCUUAAAACUUGGCGAAAAACUCCUGAUAUUCAGGUGAGUAUUGCGGUCAACUUUGGAAGUAACUUGGUAAUAAAGAGCUUUAGAUUGCAGGACGAGGAAGACUACGAGUACGAGAUUUGACUUAAAGGUUUUUUCGCGUAUUCUCCAAAUAUAGACUCUUCGGAAAGAUUCAUUUUACCAUUUUUCACUAGAAAAGUUAAAACACUGUUACCUUUAGUGAAGGAGUUUACACCCUCUCCUGAUCGCAAAAUGAUAAAACUUCUAACAUUUGAAAACUUGUUUCCACCACUUCGACAUUCUCGCUAAAACUCGUAGUAGAAUGACGACGGCUACCACGUUUUCCCGCCAAAAUGACGCUGGUUCACGCGUGAGCUCUACUUAGUAUUGAGAAAAUCUCGUACUCGUAGUUGUACUCGUUUGAAGGUGAUAUUACACGGGACGAUUCGCAACGACGAUUUUCACGGCAGCAAAACGUUGCAGUGCUGGAACAAUGUUGUAACCAUUCGAAACAAUGUCGCAACAAUGUUGCAACGCUGUGUUGCGCUAAAAAUCGACGUUGCGAAUCGUCUCGCGUAACAUCACCUUAAGAAUGAUGUAAAGCUCUCUAUUCUGAGACGAGGACGACUACGAGUACAAGAUGUACUCAAUACUGAGUAUUACUCACGCGUGAACCAACAUCAUUUUGGCGGGAAAACGUGGUAGCCGUUGUCAUUCUACUACGAGUUUUAGCGAGAAUGUCUUAGUGCCGGGAAGUUAUUAAAGUUAUCGUUCUGCUAUCGGGAUAGGGCGUAACCUCCUUCAGUAUAAACAAUCGUACUAACUUUUUUGGUGAAAAAAAUUAAAAUGAAGCUUUCCGGGGUGUCCUUUUCUUCAGAGAACACGCGCAAAAACUUUAAGUUUAAUCUUUCUCGUCUUGAAAUCUAAAGUUCUCUAAUGAAACUAUAGUACACCCACUCAACAAGUUAAUAGAGACCUGUAGAUUCUAAGAGGAGGACGAUGGACCACAAGAACGAGAUUUUCUCAGCACUAAGUAUAUAUGCUAACGCGUGAACCAGAGACGUUUUGGUGGGAAAACGUGAUAACCGUUGUUGUUCUACUACGGAUUUUACCGAACAUGUCGUUGCGACGGAAACAAGUUACCAAAUGCAAUAAUUUUUAUCACAUGAUUUUGCGACCAGGAAAGGGCUUAACUUCCUGAUUCAGAGCCGCAGCCAGUAUAGCGGGAGUCCGUGGGUUCGAAUUUCGUUGGGGUUUAUAUUUGUCCUACUCUCAGUGGAUGUUUCUUAUUGAAGUAUGCGAUAGAUUAUUCACAAUCCUAUUUUUCGCGUUUUUUAGUCAAAGUCUUUCGACGCUGAGUGUUAUCGAAGAAUUCCUUUCCAAGCGUGAUGUUCCAUUUUUCCCUGGGCGAGCCACUGAUCCACAGAAGCCUUCCAGAUGGGCUCGGAACAAGAGCUACUUUCGUGAGUUUAUAACCUCAUGGCCUGAGAAAAACAUUUCUCGACCUCACCACUGGUUUUCCCGCGAAAUGACGUCUGAGAAACGACCGCGGAAAUUCCAUACUGAUGACGCAUUACAACCCAGAUCUGGGUAGUGCUUCUGAUUGGCUAAAAAUUUGCUUCAGCAAACCGUUUUUCAGACGUUUCGCGGGGAAACCAGUAGAGGCGUCGCGAAAUGUCGGCUGUUAUCUCAGGAUAAUAACCUCAUUGCUUUUCUCUUUGUUUAUGAUUAUCCUUUGUUAGUUAAUUCUUUGUUGCCCUGUAAUUUUUUUUCGUUCGUUCGUUCGUUCGACCUGCACUCUGGAACUGUUUUUGUAGGACCAUCUUUGACCAGGUUUCCCGCGCAACUGCGUAAUAGCCAUUUUACGAAAGUGCCCCUCAAAGCUGUCCCAUAGUGCAUUUCGAUACAAGACCGACCCAAACUCACCACACAAGCUCAAAACGUCCAACAGGCCAUCUCCGAGUUGCCACAAGCGAGGCUUAGUGCGAAGCCAUUGACAUGAAAAUGAUUUUUAUUCUCAUGCGAAUAAAACUCGCUGUCAUUAGAAAGGUUUUGCUCUUGGCCUCGUUUUGAAAGCGAGGGUUUUUGGAACCCGGAAAUGGCCUAUAAACUUUUGUAGUUUGAAGAACGUUUUCAAAUAUGAAAAUGGCCAUUUAUUUCGUCGACAUGUCAAAAUGGGAAGCCUAAACCUGUUUGAAAAAUACGUCUUUACGUACAAUUUUAUAAAAACCUAUAUAAGUGGAUGUAUCUUUGUAUUUUUUCCUUAGGGCUCGAUGGCAAUACCUCAGCCCAGGAACGAGAAAGACUUAUCAAUCGUUUCAACGCUCAGGACAACGUCGAAGUACUUCUGUUUAUGCUGUCAACAAGGUGUGCACUAUUACUGUGAUUGCAACACCUGGGCCUCCGGGUUUGACGUUUUGGCGAUGGAUUAUUGUCCCAGAACCGUAAAAUACAUCAUUAUUGCUAAUUUAUUUAAGUACACUUUAACCUUUUUGUAACCUAAGUAUCAACAGAGCCGAUACUCUCCACAUUGUUUUCUAUAUAUUUUCUGUGGCAAUGAUAAAGUGAAUUUGUUUAACCAUCAAGUACCGUUUUCUCUUGUCGCUCAGUUUCGUUUUUCAUUGUUUUGAUUGAGCAGUGAUACUUAAAGGAGAAAUUAUAUGUUGGUCUUUCUUUGGGGUUUGAGGUUUUAAAGAGUCCCCAUACCUUUGUGCGUUCUUCCAAUGAUCCUUAGGUUUUUCAUUAGUUUUUCUCGAUAAGAAUUAGAGCUGUUGUCUUAAUGGAUUUAAAUACACUAGUUAAAUAUUAAUUCCCUAGCAUUUUCUUUUUGAGUUAUUAAUGAGUCGGACCAUUUUACGUUUCUUGGAAACUGCCCACCUACCCCUCCCCUAAGCCAACAUCAACACUUACUUCUCACUUAGGGCAAAAUGUUGGCUUAGGGGAGGGGUAGGUGGGCAGUUUCCCCGGAAACUUAAAAUGAUCCAAUGGGUCUUUCAAACCUUAUUCUAGAGCUGGUUGCUUGGGUAUCAAUCUUGUUGGUGCAAGUCGCGUUGUUGUGUUUGAUGCAUCAUGGAAUCCUUGCCACGAUGUUCAAGCUGUUUGCAGGUAACCUUUUGAUACUUAACCAUAUUUCUUUGAAUAACAGCCAGGGACGAUUUUUUUUUUCGCACAAAAACCGGGCGAUUAUUUCAGAAGGAGACGUAAAAAUAGUGUUCACAAUUAGUAAUUUCGUGCUAAAUACAUUGACACUCAAAUACAGUGCAUUGGUUUGCUUAUGUAUGUACGUUUAGUGGUACAAAUUUGUCUUGUGCUUGUAAGAGAACCCAGUUUCUCUGGGAGCCAUUUGACUAUAGUCGUUAUCACUUAUCGUAUGUUGUGUCGUGUUUUUUUUAAUUAGUUUAUAAUUUUUCUUUCCGGCAGAGUUUAUCGUUAUGGCCAGUUAAAACCAGUUCAUAUUUACCGACUGAUAAGCACAGGAACUAUGGAAAAGAAAAUUUAUGAUCGACAGGUCACCAAACAAGGCAUGGCAAGUAAGGGAUGACGUUAUGUUAAUGAAACCUGUCGUCUCUGUAGCUACUAAGAAGACAUGGUGGCUCAUUCACCACUUCAGAAGGAGACUGGACCCAGUUAAUUUUCGCCAAGGCUUGUGGGACCUUUUUUAGGGUCAGGGAAAAAAAAUUGGCCAAUAGCUGACCGGGGCGUCCGCAGUAACCAUCCCAGAAGCAAUUGCGGGACACAUAUUUCGGCCCCAGCUCCCUUCUCGUUUUUCUAAUGUGGGAAAUGCGGUUUCAGUGUUCUCCUUAUCAGGCGGCAUCCGGUAAAAUAGUCCAUUUUCGAGUUCGCUAUGACCGCUGAAUUAAAGAAGUGAAGACGCAUUUUUUUUACAGCCUUAGCCUCCAUCUGAAGUAAUAUAUUCACAAAUUUCAACGAGAAAAAGACCUGUUUAUUACUCUGUCUAUUGUGUAUAUUCAAAUUUCAAACACUUACUUGCCAGAAUUUCUGAAUAUUUUACUUUACGUCGAGGCCAACCCUGUAUGAAUGUGUCGUUAAUGUUUGUAUUCAGCGGUAAUUUUUAAUUCGAAACUGGACUAUUUACUGCCAGAAGUAACACUUCUUACCGCCUGCAACGGCCUGAAUUUUUACUAAAAUUAAAGAAAUACUUUUAAAAAAUGCACAAGUUGUGAUCCGAUCCGAUUUUCACAUGCCACAAGGAAAUGAAUGAAUAUAUGGAAAAGUGCUGAAGUAUACACAGCUUUUCUUUUUAUGGGCCACGCAUUUUGGAAAGAGAACAUCCAAGACCAAGUAAAAUGAUUGGAAUCAGUGGUUUAAAAUUGUUGUGUAAAGGUAACAACGACCGAUUUGCGUAAAAGAGGUCUUAAAAUGAGGGAAUGACGUUUCAGAGAACUUAGCUCCCAAAUUUCCCAGCAAGGGAGGGGUGAUGUCCCGCACUCCACUACCCCCCUGCCCCCGGAAAAGUGCACCUGUCUUUUGCCUUGCCGGCUAUGAAUGAUCCCUUAACUGCUGAGCUAAGAUUUAGGGAGAAUACUGGGUUUUCAGUUGAGUGUGGAACACUACAGUAAAUUAUUUUUAGCGAUUUUUCGAGUUCGAGUUUGAAUUUAAGUUCAAGUCUGAGUUUGAGUCCGUGUGCUAUUAUGAGUUCGACUUCGAUUUCCAGUUCAAGUUGAAGUUUGGGUUUGAGGAUGAUUUUGUCUUCUUUAGUACUAUGGCGUCGAAAACAACAAAAUUUAGACACUUAUUGUGCCCUACUUAUAACAGCCUUUGUGGGCUCGGAGAGAAGGCCCCCGCAAUUUAGGGUCCAGAGCUUCAAAAUGCUUUUAUUUGUGGGGUAACCUGAGAUCAGGCUCUAUUUUCGUUUCGCUUUGAAAAUUACAUUCCGGCGGGCAUGGCGAAACGAAAAUAGCCGUUAAAAAUAGCGGUAGCCGUUAUAGAGAAUGUAUGAAAACCGCUCAAAUUGGGCCUGAUCUCAGGUUAUUUGUGGGGUUGUCGUCUUUCACGUUUAGCAAGUUACUCUGAAUUAUUUUAAUUUCCAGAUCGAAUUGUCGACGAGCUCAAUCCAGAGGCUAAUUUCACCAAGCAAGAAAUGAUGAAAUUAAUUCAUGAAAAGGUAAAGUGAAUGUAAUGUAAAUGAACGUAAAUGAUUAAUCAUACUUUUCAGAAAGAAGCCUAUCUUCAUAUAAAAUCAAGUCUGUAAUUGUAUUUUGUUUCAUCCUUGGAGUGGAGAAUCUCUUUUUCGAUAGUAUUUUGAAAGAAAGCAAACGAAAGAAAAGAAGUACAAAGGAAUUUUUUUCAUGGAGCUCUCAUUUAUUAUGACCUGAGGGGUUGACAAAAUUGUGCCUGUGGAGGGGGUUGGGGGUAGGUUAUUUUGUCAGUCCACUGGGGUGCUCUCUAGGGUUUGAAUGACUAGGGUGGGGUGUAAACUUUUUACUCACUACAGAGGGUUGGUUUAGGAAGUAUUUUGCAGAUAUAUCAGCGGAUUUUCCGACCCUUCAUCCCCGGGUCACAAUCCCCUCUCUUUGGGGAAGCCCUCUUGAGUUUAUUUUAUUUGCUUUGUAGGAACCAGUCUCCCCCGCGUCUGACGUGUCAGCAGCCGCUGAACAGUUUAAUGAUCCAGUGCUGGUCAGAUUGUGUCGUCUGUGCAGCCAAUGGAUCUCAAAGGUUAGUGCUAUCUAGUUUGUAAAAAAGGCCUUUUUUUCGCAUUUUCAGGUGAGCACGAAGCGGACGUGGAGAGCGAUACACUCCCGUCGCGCGUGUCUCGCGGGUGUCUCACGCUCCCCGUCUGUUUUGCAGGCUAAGUUUUGUCAUGGCUAUUUUUUUUACCCGUGCAAUGUUUUUGGAAUGUUUUUUAAGAGAGCCAUGGUUAAAAUUGUAUGUAAAUGUGACCCACGAAGCACUAAGUCCAGGCUUCCACUAGAGGAGAUUUUUCCGCUUUAAUUUCGUCACGAUUCUGGAACGUUGCGGUACCAGAUUCGUUUUGCGGCGCACACGCAGAUGCGGGAAUCCGAAAUAUGAACGGUUUUGUUUGAUCGCGCGUCCAGAGAAAUUGAAUUCGGAAUCUAAAGUGAACAUUGGUGGAUCCAGGGGAUGGGCCCGAGGGCCGAAACCCCCGCCCCCUACUCCACCUCGGGAUCCGCCACUGGUGAAUCCUUUGGUUGUUUACCAUUUACUAAAAGUUUCCGGAAAAUCCGAAUGAAAAGGAAUUGGAACACUGUUUUUCGUGUCGCUCCAGCGGAGAAUAGCGGAUUAAAAGUGCUCGCCCUUUUCAGAUCAAGUUGGAAUUUGAAAGUGUUAGUCUGUAAGUUGAGAGGAAAACCGGAGAAUCCGGAGAAAAACCUAUCGGAGCAAGGGGACAACCAAAAACAACCUUCUCCCUCGGAUGGUGUCGAUGGCGAGAUUUGAACCCGGGCCAGAUUGGUUGAAUGCGACAGGCUCUCACCACUGCGCCACCCUUGAUCCUUUUUUGGUAAUUGUCGGAAAAUGAUCGGAAACUUUUGUACACCCUUUGGACAACAUGCGGAAUUUUUUUUUCGAAAAUCAUCGAAAAGUUGCUUGUAGUCGACAAGAAAAAAAGUCUAUAAAAUUACGCUUGACUGACGGUGAUCUGGUGAUUUCCUUUGAUGCCCAGGUGCCGUUUAAACACGACUCUUUGUUGGUGGAUAAAAAGGAAUUAAAGCUUACCAAGGCAGAGAAAAGAGAGGCGAAAAGAGGUAAAAGACCUAUUUUAAUCAGCUUUUAAUAGCGAAGCUUCACGCGUUCGCGAAGUGCGCGUGAGCAGAGCCCCACAACAAAGAAAAAUUGGUAUCUAUCCAUCCGAGAAAUUGUGGUAGUUAUGUGACCGUCCGCACCACAGGAUGUCUCACUUUCUGGCUAGAGUCGGAGCCUGCAACCUGAUACUGAACGUGCAUGUUUUGUUCAAUUGACAGCGGUCAAAAUAGGGUAUACGCUGACGAGUAUCACAUGACCGUAUCGUGGGUUCAGGUUACUAGUUUUCAACUGAUUGCAGGUUCAACUCGGCUCCAAGUGGAUUUCUUUGCAACUGUUACAUGCUUAAUGUUUGAAGUAAAUUAUAAACUUAUUAACGGGAGCUUCGCCUUUAGCCUUGGCUAAUUCUGUAUAUUAAAAGUUUAUAUGUAUACAUCAUUUAUGAAAAAAAUAGAAACAAAGGGCAAAUUCUCUCUAGGCGGCGCUGAUCAUACAAUGAGAUAGAAGAGAAAGAUAACCCGCAAAAAUAUUUUUGAUGCCAUUAAACUGUUAAGAACGUGUAUAACUUGCAACAAAUCAUUGGCUGUUCGUAUUCAGAGCCAAAGUGAGUGUAAGUCUUUUUAGUCCGUCAAAUAAAUACCUCAGUCUCUCUAAUAAAAGCCCUCUUUAGAGUUUUAGACUUUUAGAAUAAAUUCGAUAAUACUUUCCUACACAUUUAUUUCUAAGGUUAUGAAAUGGAGAAACGACUAUCCAUGCAGCAACAAGGGGCGCGUGCAUACUGUCCCGGUGUUAUACAACCGGUUUAUAACAGGUAAGACCAGUUGAUAAUCGGAAUGAAUAGUCCUUGCUUAUACAGAGUUUGUCACACAAACUGAUCUUAGAAGGACAGUAGGCUAUUUCCGAGUUGUGCCAAGCCUCUCUUUCAAAGCGAGGCUAAAUGUGAAACCAUUUAUAUGAAAAUGAUUGUUUCUUCUCAGGCGAAGAAAACUCAUUUUCACAAGAGAGGUUUUGCGCGUAGCCAUGGUCCGAAAAAGAGGGUUUUGCAACUCCGGAAAUUUCCUGUUCUUUUUAUUACGUAAACACGGCUGAACUUGUUAUCUUCACUCGUGUAGAUCACUUGUCUUUUGGGGAAAAAAAACAAACAAACAAAAAAUGUAUUGUCAGCAAAUCGACAACAGUCGAUUUUUAUAGUUUUGUCGUCCGUUUCUGUUGAAGUUUCUUGGAGAAUCGUGCGCGCGAGAAAGGGAAAAACAAAUGGCGCCACCAUGACGUCAUUUUCUUUGCCUGUACUCUUAUCGAGUAUAGCUCUCCACCAGUCAGCGCGCGAGAAAUCGCUCAGUUAUCUUGAAAGCGAAAGUCGGAAUUUCUUCGAUGAGGACUAUUGGCAGAGAUGAAAUCUAUGAACGUGGGAAAUUGUUUUUGGCUCUCAUUUGCUUGUUGUGUUUUACACUUACUUACGCCGCUGAAGCACUCUUAAAUUUACCCGUGUCUAUAUUUCUCCUUUCUUCGUCCGACAUUUUUCGUAGUUCCUUGGCCACAAAGCCUCGUUAAUAAUCGUCUUCCGGUUUGUUUCUGGGAUCGUGAUAUCCGUGUUAACUUGUCUUUGAUGCUAUUUCAUCAUGCUCGCGUGCUACUCACAUAAAGAAAGAGAAAAACAGCCGAGAAAAUGACAACCUCGUUCCCAGGGCCCUCUCUCGCUCCAGAGGACGAGCAGGAGAGGAGCCUGGGAACGAGGUUGGGAAAAUGAUUGAUAUGUUCUUGCAUUUUGUUUUAAACCGCUUUUCUAGACCCAAUCAUGUUUAUGUACCAAACCCAGUUAAUCCAGCUGGACCAAUUUCACAGCAAUGCAACAACUCAGCUUCCAUCUCAUCUCAUCAGCAAAACGCUCAUCCUUACCCCUCCCCUGUGGCACACCUCCCCAUCCCUCUUGCUUCUUUGGUCCGUGCUGGAGUUCCUGUUACACAGUUAGGGCAGACUUUGCCCUCGGCUCUUCUAAACACCCUGUCGACGUCUGCAAAUACGACGCCAACAACGAGCACUUCCGCUUCUAAAGACGACGUGGUAAUGAUUGACUUAGACGAACUGCCGUCGCCGACCAAACCAUUGCAGGAACCUAUCCUGACACAGGGUACCCAGCCGAAUAGCGACUUGAUGAGACUGGCGCGUAACGCCUUCCCGAAUGUUUCUCCAUCGUUCAUUGGUUUGUUGUUGAAUCAAGGGAAUGCGCGUGGGAACUCGCAAGAAAACGCGCGUGCAAACGCAGAAGGUACAAGUUCUAAAGAUGAAAACAAAACUGCUGAAGCAACUGAUGCGACGGUUGCUAGUGGCAACAAGACGUCAGAGACUGGGAAUACCGCUGACAAUGUUCAAACGUUGAGAGGGCUACUUGCUCCAGACCCAGCGGGGAAACAAGUCAAUGACGAGUCAGCCUCACCGACCUCUCCCACAGUCCAAGGCGGAUCUAUAGUCUCCUCUCCUAAAGUUGAAGGAGACGCUUCUCCGCAAAGGCAAGUCACGGAUGAGAAGCCGUCACCCACCCCUCCUGUUGUAAAUGACGGAACCGAUGAUCUGGCAUCCCCAGAGGGGGUCAGUACAGACAUUGAAAGACCUGAGGCACGUAACACGCUGCUAUCUGAAGGGGGUCAUAGUGGAGAGCCAGAAAUGCUCAAGUCAUCGUCUCCCACCCCUCCCGUUGAAAAAAAAGAGAACACUAUCUAGAGGGUCUGUUAAAAAACCAACUAUAAUCCAAAAGAAGUUAGAGACUGAACUAUUGUAUUUUAUUUCUUUCUUGGUUCAAAUAAUCGCGAUCUACGUUUCUGGGGGAUUAUUUUUACCGAUAGUUUUUUUCCGAUACUCUUCAUCGAUAUGGAUUCCGGGCGCGGGACUAUCUCGAUCUUGUGUUAGUAAACACAAGUUAAUUGACUCUGUC